Molecule: messenger RNA, 2067 nt
Organism: Oryzias latipes (Japanese medaka)
Lineage: Eukaryota; Metazoa; Chordata; Actinopteri; Beloniformes; Adrianichthyidae
Source: RefSeq, a predicted model, not a curated record
AGAAAUAUUAUGUACUAUGUCUUCUUGGUAACAGAUGUAAAGGAUUGUGUGAGAUGAGAACUGUUGAAAUGACUCGUUUUAAUCCAAAAUGUCAUUAACACUCUAUUCUCAUCUCCUGGGUGUUUGGGUUAAUGAGUUCAGGUAAACUGAGUAGCCCCACAGAACCAGAGCCAUGAAUCCCAAAUGGGAUAAGCCGAAGUCGAAGAUUUCGGCUUCCCGAAAGCUCUCCCUCAAAAUGCUCCUCCUCACCAGAGCCUGUGAGGAUCUGGAGAAGGAGAAACUAGAGCGAGAGGAAGAGAAAGUCCGCUAUCUCGGGGAGAAGCUGCCGCCAUUGCAGCUCUCAGGACUCUCUUUGGAUGAGUUGCAAAAACUGUGCAAGCAACUUCAUGAAAAAAUUGACGUUGUGGAUGAAGAAAGGUACGAUUGUGAACAUAAAGUGGUCAAACACAACAAAGAUAUUCAUGAGCUAAAAUUGAAAGUGCAGGAUCUUGGAGGUAAAUUCAAAAAGCCAGCCCUGAGAAAGGUCAGGGUGUCAGCAGACGAGAUGAUGAGGGCUCUUCUGGGAUCCAAACACAAGGGCUCAAUGGACCUCAGAGCAAACCUUAAGUCUGUCAAGAAGGAGGAUGUCAAACAAGACAAGGUUCUUACCUCUGAAGUGGGUGACUGGCGUAAAAAUGUGGAGGCGAUGUCUGGCAUGGAGGGUCGUAAGAAGAUGUUUGACACCGGCGGUGGAGCUCAGUGAGGAAAUGAGAAAAGUGGCCAAACUGAUUUUGACAGAAACAUCAAAUUCGGACAUCAAACUGCCUUUUCUUUAAAGUUCCUUCAAGUGCAUACGAUAAAAGCACUUAAAUAUGAAAAAAGCAACAUAGAACUUUUUAAAUUUCAAUAGUUUCUUUUGUUACACCUCAAAACAGGAAAAAAAAGUAAAAUAAACAAAUUUGUAUCUUGAAUUUUUCAUUUCUAUACUUGACUUUGUCCUAUUGCAUUUUUUUUGUACUCAUUGCUUAAAAAGUCAAACGCUGAUCAUGGCGAGGGAAAACAAAGGUGAAAGAUGGAGGGAGACUUUGAUUUAUUAGUUUAUUUGAAGCAUUAAUUGUAGACAAUAAAGCCAUAAAAACACACAAAUGUAUCAAACUCUUUCAGAAAUAAAAUAGAUACAUUGAGUGACAGCUUUCCAAUUUUUAAUAAUGCAAAAUUUAAAUUGAAACUUGAAAAAAGUCUGACACAGUUUUAAAACGAAUUCUAACAAAAUAUAUGUAAAUGCAAAUGUAAUUAGUAUCCUGGGAUGCCAUAUUUCUUGAUUGAAACCAAAUAGCAUGCUACACCUUUAAAGCAGUAUGUUUAGGCUGAAAGUUGAGAACGAAUUAGAAUUUUUUGUUUUAUUACAUUACGCCAUGCUUAGAAUAGGACAACUGAAAGGUUUUUCUUCAUCGUUAUUUGCUUGUUAGCCAAUUCAAAAAUAAAAUUUUUCUGCAUUUUUAGUUUUUUGUUGCUGAUUUUUUGUAAUAAACAAAUCAUAUAUCGAACCAAAACAAAAUCGUUCGGGAAAACGAAUCGAUGCAUCCCUAUUAGUUACAAUUAAAUCCUAAACAUAAGUAUAAAAUAUCAGAGUGCAUGUUGUUACCCUCUAUAAAUAAAUACUUUGGCAGGAUAGUUGGAUGAAAUAAACCACAAACAUAGUUGCUGUGUGAAUUGCAUGCAUUCCUGUGCUUCCUGUGUGCAUACAUCACUGAAACCGCCUGCUGAUGUCCACUCCCUGUCAUUUAAAGUAUGGCGGUAACACCAACAAUAGCCUCUAGGUCUUUAGUAGUGACUACACAGGAGCCGCUAUGUAUUUAUAUGUGCCUGUUUUAGAAAGGUGUGCCUGAGUUCACUAGCAAUAAGCACGCACCACAUGGAGGCUAAAAAAAGUCCUGAUGUUGUGUAUAUUGUAUUUAUUUCACAAAAAUUUGCUCCAAAAACCAAACCAGACACUGGUAAAGACCCAUUUUGGUCCCAAAGGACUAUUCAGCUUCAGCUUGUGUUUUUUUUCUUUUUUUUUAAUAAAAUAAAACCUUUCAAACUUCA